GAAUUCGAAUUUGACAGUUGAAAAACAAAAAUCGCCAAGCUACGAAUUGACGAAUAAAAAUAAUAACCUGGUUGAGAUUAUAUCAAAGUAAACAGACCGGCAAAUCUACAGUUAUUAAUUUAUAGAAACUCCAUUGAAAUCAUCAGUUUGCGUUACAACCUGAAAACGAUGGCGUGUUUUUUCAAUAAAGCUCUUUCAAGGGAAUCCUUGAGAAAUAUUUUACAUGAUUUUGAAAUAAUUCCAGAACAACACAGAUUGAAGUUAUGGACAAUUAUAUUGAACCUGCCAAACAACAAGGCUCAGUACAUGUGUUUGAGAGAAACAAAGAAAAAAUUACCCAGCAAUAUUGUGCUACAGGAAGAAGAUGGACUUGGAAGCAAUACGAAAGUUUGCAAUCGAGUCAUUCAAAGCCUGCUUGCACAUUGUCCAUCACUAGAACAAUUCCGUCAUUUUAACUUGGCUGAUUAUGUAUGUCCUUUUGCUGGACUUCUAGCAUCACAUGAGUUGAUAUAUUUUGAGAUCAUGCUAUCUAUUCUUAUGAAUUGGUGCCAACACUGGUUUGAUCAUAUUCCUUUGCCUCCAUACACACUCUUGUCUAUGCUGGAUAUUAUAAUGCUGAAAAAUCAUCCUGAUCUGUACAGACACCUUGCAAACUUGGGAAUAAGAGCUAUUGAUUAUGCUUGGAGAUGGAUGAGAACCUCUUUUCGUACAAUAGUUGAUCCUCGGGAAUUCCUUACAUUAUGGGAUCAUAUAUUGGUCAAUGAACCCAAUUUUCUGUAUUUUAUUCCACUGGCAGCUUGCAAACUCCAAGGUCGAUACCUGAUUGAGCUUUCGACACACGCUGAAAUAAUGGAAGUGCUUCACAGUGCCACACCCCUUGAUGCACAAUCUUUGUUAAAAGAGGCUUAUCAAAUGAAUGCUGCAACACCCAAGGAAUUGCAACUCAAUCAAAUGCAUCCUUUCCACCCAUUGGUUCCUGGUUAUUACCCAACAUUAAAUCCCACUGAAUUGAUUACUUUUCAAGAUCACCCUUUUCAAACAGAGAGGAGUGAUCUAAGCAAUCUCAGCAGACUUCUUGCCAAAGUUGAAGAAACUGGAGCUGAAGUAGAUGAAGUCAUAAAAGAAGGAAUGGCAUUAAGGCGUUGGAUGAUUGGCAAAUAGGCAACUGGGCUCAGAGGCACACAGCGAAAUGUAAUCAAAUUUAAGUUUUUUCCAUCCUAUUGUAUAAUUGCUUGCAAGAAACUGCAAGAAAAUACGUGUGAAAUAGCCUGUAUAAAAUUUAAAUUCAAAAUCACUAUUGUACAUAUUGCCAUUGUUAAAAAAUUGUGACUAUUUUCGAAAUAGUUCCAUCAAAACACAAAAUUGUUAAUAAAACGUAAAAAAAUAUACUCAAAUAUCAAUCGAAUAAUCCCAAUAUCAAUCUCGAUCCAAAUACAAAAAAACCAUAUUUUUAAAACUUCCAGAUGUGUAUAUGUACGGCUUGGCAAUGGUGUCGGAUGUAGGUAAAAAUAGAAUUUUCAGUUUUUGAAGUGCACGUGAUGUGCUCGAUCCUGAGCUCUGCUGAGUUGCUGGUAGAGGACGAACAGCGGGUUGAAGCUGUUUGUCGGCAGUUAUAUUGUGAACACAAAGACAAGAAACUAUGUGUAGAAGAAAUACAGUAGUGUGCUCAGUGCAGCAGACAGAAUUACUGGCAUGAUCUGGUGCCAAACUGAAAAGCAGUCUUGCGUAGAGGUCGUUUUCUUUGUUGGGUCACUGUGAUAUCAAAUAUACCUACACAAACUCUGUCUGACUUGUACAGGCUUCAGUGCUUCAACCCCUACACGUAUUGUCAACAUUCAUGGUCUUCUUUACAAAAUUUUGUGUUCGAUCUUGUUGGCCAGAAAUACGUUCCUCGUUCUGAAUUUUAACAUUCGUGAAUUAAUAGUGAAAUGGCAACAGAAACUAGUGGAACAACUAUAGGAAAAGGCCGAUUUGUCGUGCGUAGCUACGGGGCUGCAACUACCACCAAUGCCCCGACCAAUCAAACAGAACAAGACGAUCCAGGGGACGGCCAUGAGGAACAGCCCUUUGUCACUGACAAGAAGGAGAAUGACCUGAGCGGCUACGAGCGCAAUCUCUAUCUCUAUCAUGAGGAGAGCGAGGAAGGUCGCCCGCGAGUGGCUACGCUGGUCAGCUCGCUGGCCAACUACAGUGCCACUGUCCAGGCGCCAACGGAUCCGGAUGCGCCCGACAAGGCCAAGAGCUCGCCCAAGCUCGGCACCCUGGCCGGCGUCUAUUUCCCGUGCAUGCAGAACAUUUUCGGCGUCAUCCUCUUCAUCCGUCUGACGUGGAUCAUUGGCACGGCCGGCAUCGUCCAGGGAUUUUGCCUCGUCACCAUGUGCUGCACCUGCACCAUGUUGACAGCCAUUAGCAUGAGUGCUAUAGCAACGAACGGCGUCGUGCCGGCGGGGGGUCCCUAUUUCAUGAUCUCCCGUAAUUUAGGUCCCGAAUUCGGCGGCGCCAUAGGCCUCCUGUUCUACAUCGGAACCACUUUUGCCGCUUCGAUGUACGUCGUCGGCGGCAUCGAAAUCCUGGUGAAUUACAUUGCGCCUCAAAUCGCUUUGUUUGGUGAUCCGGCCAAGGACCCGGAAGUCCUCUACAACAAUUUACGGGUCUACGGCACGGCCUUGUUAUUUAUCAUGGGCAUUGUGGUGUUCAUCGGCGUCAAACCCGUCAGCAAGGCGGCCCCGCUGGUCCUGCUAUGCGUCAUCCUCUCCAUCAUAUCCAUCUACGUCGGCAUCGGACUCAACUGGAACGGUUCUGAUAAGCUGUGGAUGUGUUUGCUGGGUAAUCGACUGCUCUCGCAAGAAAAUUCGGGAAAUUGCACCAAAGAGGAAGGAUCGGCUUUGUGGAAUUUGUAUUGCAAGUACACAGACGAGAUCGUGGAAGGAGUCUCCAACAUCGGUGCCAAUUUGACCAGCAGAGCGGUCAAAUGCGAUCCUUACUUCCUUUCGCACAACACCUCGCUCGUCCCGGGCAUCCACGGAUUGGCCAGCGGAGUUUUCAUGGAAAACUUGGGAGCCUGGCAUUUAGGUAGCGGCCAAGUAGUGGGCAAGACCAUGAAUGCCGUCGACGUCGAGACUCUGGAUCAGCCGCCUUACAACCAGGUGAUGGCUGAUAUUUCGACGAGCUUCACCUUAUUGGUCGGCAUCUUCUUCCCCAGCGUGACUGGUAUCAUGGCCGGCUGCAACCGCUCGGGAGAUUUGGCCGAUGCCCAGCGAUCCAUCCCCAUCGGAACCAUCAGCGCCAUUCUGACCACCAGCGUCGUCUACAUCAGCGCCGUCUUCUUAUUCGGUUCGACGUUUGACAACCUCAUCAUGAGAGACAAGUUUGGACAGAGCAUUGGUGGCAGCUUGGUCGUUGCUAAUUUGUCUUGGCCCAACGAAUGGGUCAUUCUGAUUGGAAGUUUCAUGGCCACAACUGGUGCCGGCCUGCAGAGUCUCAUCUCGGCUCCUCGGCUCCUCUACGCCAUCUCCAAAGACAAUUUGGUGCCCAUGCUGAACCCUUUUUCGACUCUGUCGGCUUCCGGCGAACCCACUCGCGCCCUCUUGCUGACUCUCGCCAUUUGUCAAUUCGGAGUUCUAUUGGGCAACAUCGAUGUUCUGGCUCCGCUGCUCUCCAUGUUCUUUUUGAUGCUCUACGGAUUCAUCAAUCUCGCCUGUGCCCUUCAGACACUGUUAAGGACGCCCAACUGGAGGCCGCGAUUCAAAUACUACCACUGGUCGCUGUCUUUCAUCGGAGCUUCGCUCUGCGUCGCCGUCAUGUUCAUGUCUAGUUGGCUCUAUGCUCUGAUUGCCAUCGCUCUGGCCACCAUCAUCUACAAGUACAUUGAAUAUCGCGGAGCCGAGAAGGAGUGGGGAGACGGAAUAAGUGGCCUGGCUUUGAGUGCAGCCCGAUUCAGUUUACUCCGGCUGGAGGAGGGACCGCCCCACAUCAAAAAUUGGCGUCCACAGAUCCUGACCCUAUGCAAAAUGAAUGCCUACCUCGCACCCAAACAGCGCAAACUGUUGGCUCUCGCCUCCCAGUUGAAAGCUGGCAAGGGAUUGGCCGUCGCCUCGUCUAUCCUCCAAGGUGACAUCGCCAUGUGCACCGACGAAGCGACCACGGCCAGACAGAACUUGCGCAAAGCUAUGGAUGACGAAAAGGUCAAGGGCUUUGCUAACGUGCUGGUUGCCAAGGAUGUCGGCCAAGGCAUUGUCCAUCUGAUCCAGUCGACCGGUUUGGGUGGAUUGAAACCCAACACGGUUAUCUUUGGAUGGCCAAACGGUUGGCGCCAGUCGAUAGAGGAGGAUCGAUCGUGGCGCGUCUUUGUCGAUGCCAUUCACACCGCAGCGGCCAACAAGAUGGCGCUGAUUGUGCCCAAAGGAAUCUCAUCUUUCCCCGAUUCCACCGAGAAGAUCUACGGCCAUAUCGACGUCUGGUGGGUUGUUCACGACGGCGGCCUGCUGAUGCUGCUGCCCUUCCUGCUGCGCCAGCACCGCACUUGGCGCCAUUGCAAGAUGCGUCUGUUCACCGUUGCUCAGCUCGAGGACAAUUCCAUUCAGAUGAAAAAAGAUCUCAAGACUUCCCUCUACAAUUUACGUAUUGAUGCCGAGGUCGAAGUCGUAGAAAUGAUGGAUAGCGACAUUUCGGCUUAUACUUACGAACGGACUCUGGUGAUGGAGCAGCGCAAUCAAAUGUUGAAAGAGAUGCAACUCAACAAGCGAGAUCCAUCUGGCGUGAGUGCGGAGGUCGGUGAGGUCCAAGCCGUCGUCGACCAGCACCGACACAACGUCAAGGUGCGCUUCCAGGAUGAAGCCGGUCAUCCGACCGAGGCGGAUGGUUUGAAGGAAGUCAAAGUGGAACAGCCGACGGAACCUGCCGCUGCGGCUGCAGUCACUCCCUCCGCUGAAGCUUUGCCAGCGGCUGAGAAUUCCAUCCAGAAGAGCUCAAUGGUUAUUCCAACCGUUUCAGUCGACGCUCCGCCGGCGAGUCCAACGUCUUCCGAGCGGGUCGACCAGCCAUGCCCGACUCCGGCGCCCACCAAGAGCAAUAAGGAAACUCUACAGGAGCCGGAUGUCGAAAACGUCCGACGGAUGCACACAGCCGUCAAGCUCAAUGAGGUCAUUGUCCAGCGGUCGCACGACGCCAAAUUGGUCGUGCUCAAUUUGCCAUCGCCGCCGAAACAAACCCGCCUGGGAGGAGGGUCUAACUACAUGGAGUUUUUAGAGGUUUUAACGGAGGGUCUGGACCGAGUCCUCAUGGUAAAAGGUUGCGGACGAGAAGUCGUCACCAUCUAUUCUUAGAAUCGAAACCAUCGAGGAGAGCGUACUCCACCACAAAGCGUCGAGUGCUAGACAAAAAAGAAAAAAAAAAGAACUGAAUCAAAAGUUCUCUAGAUACAAAUGCGUCGAAUGAGUGCACUUUGACAUGACGCUUACUCAUGCGCCCCAUCUUCACCCCCCUCCAAUUCCCAUAAUUGUCCGGCGAAUUUUGCGCUCGGCUUUGCCAUUUUUCCUUUGACGGUUACAACAUCCUUUGCGUUCCAUAUAGUUUGGUUUUUCUUCGUCGAGUUCACUAUUUAUUUAUUCAUCCAAUUUUUUGGUGUGUUUGAGUGAAUGCGGUGUGUGGCGUCUCCUCUUUUUUAAUGAUCUUUCUUCUAUUUAUCCGGUUACCUAUUGAUUUGCCAGCAGCGCAUUUAAGGGUCAUUUGGGAAAGGGUUUGGGAGUCUUGGACAAUGGUUGCUUUUUUCUACACCGGUAUUUGUUACGGUGAACCAUUUGUUUUCUUUUUUACAUCGACAUAUAGGGGUCAUUAACUCUUUACACCGUUAGUAAGAUUGCCGAUCACUGAUCAGCGGUCUGUUGUUAUGAAAGGUUUUUUUCUUGCUUUCUUCGUGAAAAAAUCGAUUCACUGAGUGAAAAGGGGAAUUCUUGUCGAUCCCCCUUUUAAUUUUUCAUAUGGAAAACUUUGUUAGUUUCGGCGAUAAGGGCAAUAGGAAGGUGAAAAUAUGGAAUCGAAUGAUUUUAUUCGACGUUUUUCUCCGACAAACAAACAAACGGAAAUGUUUCAGAAUUUAGGCAAAAAGCAUUGCGUGUCGAUAAAAUUUAACCCCCCCCCCCCCCCGAUGAAUGUGUCAUGAAACUGUUCGAUUGGACAAUCGUUUUGCUCGAGAGAUGUUGGUAGCGUGAACGGGCGUAGCCAUCACAACCAGACUUAGACCUGCCGUGGGCAAGAAAAGAAAAAUACUGUAGCAUUGUUCUCUUCAUUGUUCUCUAAAUACUAAUAAAGUAGUGGAGUAGAUAAAGAUGAAAUUGACUUGCGAUAAGACGAGUUGUUAUUUGAUUGAUUCCUACCGCUCUUGCACGAUCCAUCGCUUUGCGAUUGGGGUCCAGCGGUGGAAGUUAACAACGUAUUCAUUCGUCAGUAUGCUAGGAAAUUGCCACUAAAUAUUCAAAACCC
Daphnia pulicaria is the source of this 6480-nucleotide messenger RNA. It is a transcript of the gene kcc, whose product is annotated as solute carrier family 12 member 7-like. NCBI's taxonomy places the organism in Eukaryota, Metazoa, Arthropoda, Branchiopoda, Diplostraca, Daphniidae. Gene Ontology annotation, molecular function: potassium:chloride symporter activity. The transcript is spliced from 25 exons. Gene Ontology annotation, biological process: cell volume homeostasis; potassium ion homeostasis; chloride ion homeostasis. The record is from RefSeq and is a predicted model, not a curated record. Bases 1929 to 5324 code for a protein of 1131 amino acids. Gene Ontology annotation, cellular component: membrane.